This is a messenger RNA of Nasonia vitripennis (jewel wasp), 2493 nucleotides long. RefSeq lists its product as uncharacterized. The coding region runs from base 291 to 2369 and encodes 692 amino acids. The record is from RefSeq and is a predicted model, not a curated record. Gene Ontology annotation, molecular function: nucleic acid binding. NCBI's taxonomy places the organism in Eukaryota, Metazoa, Arthropoda, Insecta, Hymenoptera, Pteromalidae. The transcript has 2 exons.
UACAGUUGCCAGUCGAAAUAUAGAGCUCGCGCAGUAAACACUAUUGUCUAUACUUACUUCUUAGUAUAUCUGUAUCAUAGUAUCUGUUAACUAAAUGUAACGGGCUCUGUUCAACGUUCAAAACGUGUAUGAAAGAGGCAGUAACUUAAUUGUGGUUUUAGACAAAACGAUCUGUACGUCGUAUUAUAUUCGAGAAAAUGUGACAUAGCUAAUCAGUUUAUUAGUUAGAUUAAGACACGUGAAACAUAAUUGUCACGUCGAUUUUGAAGAGAAAACUAAUUUUAAUAACAAUGGAGGAAAUUCAUUAUGAUCUUAUCAAUCUAAAACGACAACCACAAUAUAUUACGUGGCACGAUGUGGCUUGUACUUACACAAUGGCUAUAAAGUUUUCUUCUAACAAUUCAGGGAAAGGAUUAGAAGAGCAGUUAUUAGAUAUAUUUGAUACUUUUAUUAAAGCAGAUCAUGCUGCUACAGAUUCUAUGAAAAUAAGUGCUUCGAGUGAUGUAACGACUUUAGAAUCUGUCAGUGAAUUCUUCAAACCAGUUUCUGAAUACACAUAUAAUGAAUUUAUAGAUUUCAUAAGUACCAUUAGAAAAAAGUAUCCAAAUUUCUUCUUGAUGGACGGAAUUAAAAUUUCAGUAACUUGCAUAUUUGGACGAGAAAUUGAAAAACCUGAUAUUGUUGAAGUUGCAAGGAAAAUGAUAUACUCCUGUGAUGUGUGUGGAACGAAGAUAGUAUAUCCAUCCUCUUACGAAAGCCAUUUGUGCUAUAUGCCUACUGUUGAUGAUAAAAAGAGUAACUGUUAUGUAUUCUACGAUUUCCUAUCUAUGCAAGAAAGCGUUAAUAAAUUGGGGGAAAAAAAUUAUAGAACCCAUAAAGUUAAUGUAUGCGUGGCUCAUCAGGUUUGCGAUGAAUGUAACAAACUUCGUAUAUCAGAUAUUCCGAAAAUAUGCGAAUCUUGUCAUGGAGGAGAUUUACAAAUAUUUAAAAAUCACGCAAUUGAAGCCUUCAUAGAUUUUCUUUUAAAAAUAAAACUAUCGAAUAAUAUGAAUACGAUCACAUGCAUUGCCCAUAAGUCGCAGGAGUUUCAUGCGCAAUUUAUUUUCAAGCAUUUGAUUGACAAAGGAUGCUUUCCAAAAUUUAUCGCUUUUAAUGAUACAAAAAUUAUGUACAUAGAAUUGUCUAAGGGCCAUCAAAUCAGAUUCAUAGACAGCUUCAACUAUAUCAAUCAUAAUCUUUCAGAUUUUCCAAAGACUUUCGGAUUUCAAGAUGUUAUUAAAAAGUGGAGAUUUCCUCACUUAUUCAACAGCUCUGAAAAUCAAAACUAUCAUGGGGCGAUUCCUGACGUGAGAUUUUAUUCCCCUGAAAUAAUGUCAAAUAAGAAGCGAGACAAAUUUAUAGCCUGGCAUACACGAUUAUAUCGAACCAAUUAUCGAUUCGAUUUUCAAGAAGAAAUCGUUGAAUAUUGCAAGAACAACGUAGAAAUAUUAAGACGCGGGUGUUACGAAUUUAGACAAAAAUUUAUCGAAUUAACAACAGUAGAUCCUUUUAUCGGAAAAGGCAUCAUUACAAUUGCCGGCGCUUGUCAUGAAUUUUACAGAAAGAAAAUUUUGCAGCACUGUCUCAAUGUCCUAUGGGGAAAAUUCGGCCAAAAAGUUCGAGAUACUACUAAUUUUGGCAAUAGCGGAAAUGAACUGAUUGAAAUCGCUACAAGCCAAUAUCGAGAGUUGACAAACGUGGUUGCGCUCAACGACUAUGAUUACUAUUACCAAUGGCGUUACAAAGAAAAAUACCGUAAGCCUUCGGAAAAGACAAGUGUACCGAUAGCUGUAUAUACAACUGCUUAUGGUCGCUUGGAAUUGUAUAAAUAUUUGGAAAAAUUAGGCGAACGAGUAUUGUAUUGCGACACCGAUUCGGUAUUCUAUGUGCAACCAACAAAUGAGGAAGAAAUCAUCAAAACUGGAAAGUUUUUAGGCGAGAUGAUUAAUGAAUUGAAUCGGUACGGCAAAGGUAGCUACAUUAGAGAAUUUGUAUCCAGUGGUCCUAAGUUUUAUUCUUACAUCGUUGUAAAGCCCGAUAAAUCUGAAGAAACCGUAACAAAAGUUGGAUCCGUAAAGCUGAACUCCUACAAUAAUGAUAUUUUUAGUCACGAAAACAUGAAAAAACUAGCCCAAGGUUUACUGAAUAGUAUUGAAUAUGAGUCUAAAGAAACUUACCCUACGGAGAAGCACGAUGUUAUUUCAAGAAUCGUUCCAAAAAGAGUGGUGAAGCAGUCUUCCAAACGUUUUCAUGCCGAUAUAGACAAAUCAUAUCCGCUCGGUUAUAAGCUUUCUUUGUUGAGUAUAUUUAAAGAAUAUUGUUUUGUUUAAAAGUUAAUGUUUUAUUUGAAUAUUAAAAAUAUAAUUAUGCUCGUUUCAAUGUUUGAGAUGUUGAUGUUUUGGUCAAAUACUGUACAAUUAAUACGAAUAAAAUAACUUAAUCCUAAUAAUAUGA